This is a messenger RNA of Pistacia vera, 1254 nucleotides long. RefSeq names its product NEP1-interacting protein-like 2. Lineage: Eukaryota; Viridiplantae; Streptophyta; Magnoliopsida; Sapindales; Anacardiaceae. The record is from RefSeq and is a predicted model, not a curated record. The transcript is spliced from 5 exons. Bases 406 to 1047 code for a protein of 213 amino acids.
UAGUUGGCAAUUCUCACAAAAUCCAACGGAUUUUAUUAAAAUAUAACUAUAAAAUCCUAUGUAAUCAUAUCAAUCUUCCUUACUUAAGCCCUAACCUAAAUUAAAUCAUCCUCCUUUCUCUUCGGCCACCUGUCGCCUUCUUCUUCCUUCCUUCCUUCCUUCCUUUCUUUCACUCUUUCUAUAACAAAAGAAAAGGCAGAACCCCUUUUUCUCUUGACCGUCCUACUUUUUUCCUCAUCCCGAAACUGACCCUAAUAUUCAUCUAACGUCUAUCCUCCUCUUUCGCUUUGAUGCCCGACAUGUUUUUUUAAUGUCUUUAUGGACGUGAUCCCUCCCGACUUUGCCUGUCACCACCACUAAUACGCGUCUUCCGCUUCUGUGCCGCCGUCUCCACCUCCGCCGCUCAUGGAGGAUGUCGAAUUCCAAGCCUCCGCCCCUUUUCACUCUAUUCCCAAAUUCAUCGCUGGCGCUAUUUCUGGCACUCUCACAGGCCUCUUUGCUCUAGCUGGAGCUUUUACAGGAGCAAUUACGGGUGCUUUUGCUGGUAGGGCUUCUGAUUGUGGUGUGCUACGAGGAGCUGGACUCGGUGCCAUUGCUGGGGCUGUCCUAUCUGUAGAGGUUUUGGAGGCUUCUCGUGCUUACUGGUGUUUGGAACGCUCUGGUUCUCGGGGCGAGUCAUCUAUGGCGGACUUUAUAGAGGAGCUUCUUCGUGGGAGGUUUUUCGAGGAACAAUUUACCCCAGCAAUGUUAGCUGCUUACCACUGGCAGGUAAGUAUUGCUAGCAUAAACUACGAUGUAACUGAUGCCUAUGGCAAAGCUGUAUCCAAAGGUUUGUCAGGAGAGUCAUUGAAGAACUUACCUUGUCAUGUGAUCAAGGAUGAAAUCAAGGCAACACCGAAUCUCUGCUGCUCUAUAUGCUUGCAGGAUAUCGUAACUGGGGAAGUUGCAAGAAGCUUGCCCCAUUGCCACCACACAUUUCACUUGGCAUGUGUGGACAAGUGGCUCAUCAGACAUGGUUCAUGCCCUGUAUGCAGACGGGAUGUGUAGGUUUAUGUUAGUUCUUGUUUGUACAGAAAAGAUGUUGAGGUUAAAUAGCUAGCUCAUGUACAUGUAAUGCGUUUGUGUUGAUGAAAAAGAUGGCAUUUUUAAAUUUAAUCGUUAUGUCCUUGAAGGGGACUUUCAUAAGAUGAGAGUGUUAUUGUCCUAGCCGAGCAUAGAGCAUUGAAGUUGAAGAAGUCAUCCCUUUUAUAUAUA